AUCUUCCUCCUCAUGUUAAGCCACAGACAUACAGAGCUUAGUUCAGAAACAAGAAACAGAGCAGGUUUUAGCGAUUCCUUUGGAAUAGCAUCCUAUUGGCGCUGCACUGCACAAUCUGCAUCCAGUUCACACAAGAUGGUAGCGAGCAAGAUGAUGGUGGCGAAGGAGGCGAUCCCACUGCUGACGCCGCACAAGAUAGGGCGGUUCGAGCUCUCCCACCGGGUGGUGCUCGCGCCGCUCACGCGCUGCCGCUCCUACACCAACGUGCCGCAGCCGCACGCCGCGCUGUACUACUCGCAGCGGGCGACGGAGGGCGGCCUGCUCGUCGCGGAGGCCACUGGCGUCUCCGCCACCGCGCAGGGGUACCCGGAGACGCCCGGCGUCUGGACGCAGCAGCAGGUCGACGCCUGGAAGCCCAUCGUCGACGCCGUCCACCGCAAGGGCGCUUUCUUCUUCUGUCAGCUUUCGCACGUCGGGAGGGUCUCCACGAAUGAUUUCCAGCCAGAUGGACAGGCGCCGAUCUCCAGCACCGACAAACAGAUAACACCCGAUGCUGAGUCCGGCAUGGUUUACUCCAAGCCCCGGCAGCUUCAAACAGAGGAGAUACCAUUGAUCGUCGAUGACUUCAGACGCGCUGCCCGGAAUGCCAUCGAGUCGGGGUUCGACGGUGUUGAGAUCCACGGGGCACAUGGGUACCUAUUGGAGCAGUUCAUGAAAGACAGCUCUAACGAUCGCACCGACGAGUAUGGUGGAAACCUCGAGAACCGGUGCCGUUUUGCAGUGGAGGUAAUUGAUGCUAUUGUCCAUGAGAUUGGUGCCGAUCGCGUAGGAAUCAGGUUGUCUCCAUUUGUGGAUUACAUGGAUUGCUUCGACUCUGAUCCACAUGCACUCGGAAUGUACAUGGUGCAACAACUCAACAAACAUCAAGGGUUUGUCUAUUGCCAUAUGGUAGAGCCGCGGAUGGCCAUUGUGGAUGGCCGCAGUCAGAUACCCCAUGGGCUCUUGCCCUUCAGGAAAUCAUUCAACGGCACUUUCAUUGCCGCCGGAGGGUAUGAUCGAGAGGAAGGCAACAAAGUGGUGGCCGACGGCUAUGCUGAUCUCGUUGCUUAUGGGAGGAUCUUUUAUCUUUCUGGCUAAUCCAGAUUUGCCUAAGAGAUUCGAGCUCGACUCACCCUUGAACAAGUACGACCGCAACACUUUCUACACGCAAGAUCCUGUCAUUGGCUACACAGAUUAUCCUUUCCUU
Messenger RNA from Aegilops tauschii subsp. strangulata, 1246 nucleotides. The record is from RefSeq and is a predicted model, not a curated record. Lineage: Eukaryota; Viridiplantae; Streptophyta; Magnoliopsida; Poales; Poaceae.